AUGGCGAUGUUUCGGUUGGUUUUUAGCGUGAAAGACCCAGUGAAAUCCGAUAAGCUGGCAUUAGUCGAAGGUAAGAUCUUGAAUUUGAUGUUUCUUGAUACAAAUAUUCCGGUGCUACCCAUUGAGGUUUGGUUACGAGUAACUCACAGUCAGAGACAAAAAACUCUCAAAGUCGCUUCAGUCUCAUUAUUCCGCCAUGUCGUGGCUCGAAUGUGGCUCUAGCCUGUUGAGUUCCCGGAUGUGACCGGGCAUUCUACGCGAUGCUCCAGUUUCUGUUGUUGUAGCAGAAAUUGUCAUGCAAAACAUCGAGGAACAACCCCUAGCUGCCUACACACGAACUUUACCUCUUUGGUUACGUUACGUUGACGACACAUUCACCGCCAUACACAAAGAUGGAAUCGACGAUUUUCACGAACGCCUUAACAGACAGAACACGGACUUACAGUUCACUAAGAGAUCAAAGAAAAUGGUAAGAUACCUUUCCUAGACUGCUUGGUCACUCAUGACAACAACAAACUACAAACUACUAUUUACAGAAAACUGACACAUACUGACCGAUUACUAGACCAGUCUUCGUACAACCCGACCUGUCACAAGGCUACUACUAUCCGGAUUUUGACGAGACGAGUGCAACUAGUUUGCGACUCACCUGACAGCCUACAAGACGAGACUGAUUAUCUUAACAACGUUUUAGUAAGAACAAUUACAACACGGACUUUGUUAGAUGGAACACUCACAGUAACAUUGAUUCCAACACUCAGACCAACAUCAAUAAUAUUCUGGCCCUGUUACGACAGGUCUACUACACCGUACAUCAGAGGCACCUCUGAAACUAUCGCACGUAUAUUACAACCUUACAAUAUACGUAUUGCACACAAACCGUUAACCACUUUAUGUCGACUGCUUACUAAUGUCAAGGACAAAGACAAACCGGAGGACAUGCAGGGAGCAGUGUACAAGAUCAAAUGCUGCAACUGCCAGGCUUCUUACAUUGGUGAAACCGGCAGAAACCUUAGCACUCAACUGACCAAACACAAAUGAGCGACAAGGAAUGGUGACGUCAGCAAUCACAUUGCUGAGUACCAUUUUCAGACAAAACAUCAAAUUGACUGGGACUCUGCGACAUGACUGUAUAAUGUAUUCUACAGUCUACUAUCAACGUCCAGUACUCUAGAAAUCUGGUUUACUAACUUAGAACAAACGCCACUGAAUUGUAGCCAACAGUUACCAGCGCCAUACAAAUGACUUAUUGACGAGAUCAAGCAAACCUAACUACGAGAGAACGAUUCGAGAACUGACAAUUUGACUAACAAUAGACGACUGUUUAACUGUGACAAUAGACGGGUUGAAACGCACCAAUUACUGAUUACGAGUCUUCAUAGCUAAUAACAUCACGGCUUAACUGACAGACAACCAAUAACAUCGCAGCGUAAUUGAGGAAUCAGAUCAACAACCACAGCAUAAUACCAUCAACUGACAUGAUACAACUCACUUUGACUCUGAAGUUGACUACCGAACAGGUUGUCAAAACGUCAGUCACUGUCAACAACAACAAUCCUAUUCAGGACUACGUUCACCUGGACGAUCAAACGCAACCUACUUUUAAAAGGUAUUAUUUUAGGUUUGCGGUUUGAUUUUCAUACCUAUAAUUUUUUCCUUUGUAAAAGCUUAAGUUUUUGCUUGAUUUAAAAAACUUUUUUUCAGAACUCAGGGUUUUUUUUCCCAUAAACUUAGAUCAUUUUUUCAAAACUCAGGUUUUUUCAAAGUCAGGUUUUGGUAAAAAAAAAACCAGUUUUGUUAUUGUCUUGAACAAUCUGCGAAAGAGAAGUUCAAAACAUUCCAUUUUUCUGUAGAUAUGUGUAAAAGGUUGGAACACUUGGUCACAAGAUGCAGUAACAUCUUGCAGCAAUAUGUGAUGUGGCAGGGACAAAUUACUUUUUGCUUAUUUCAAGAAUUUUUCUGAAAAUCUUGUCUCCGCAACAGAAUUUUGCCGCUGCAACAAGUCGCACAAAGAGAUUUGUUGCUGCAAAGUGUUAUGCUACUCGAUGCCUGAUUGUUAGUACACAAGUAACUUGCUUUUUGGGGAUGACAUGUUGCCUGGUGUGUUCAAACUCUAUUAAGUUUUUCCCAGCCGUUUUGUUAACAAUCCAGUUUAGAUUAUUGGCAAAUACAUUCUGGGAUAUGAACCAAGGGUGGUAUUGAAAAAUACAUGAUGUUUGAACUUACCUUAUUUCCCCUUUGUCUCCUCCCCAGAACUGGCGUGAUGGCGGCGGAGCUCAUCAGAAUGUAAUUUCAGCAUCUACAAGUGCUGCUAAGGCUGUUGGGAAGGUUAUUCCUGAACUGAAUGAAAAGCUGACUGGUAUGGCAUUCCGUGUUCCUGUUCCAGAUGUCUCUGUGGUGGAUCUUACCUGCAGACUCAAGAAGGGGGUAAGGCGCUGCGUCAUUGUAUGUUGAACUGUCAGCACUUUUGGCUUUAUUGUGUUGAUUACCUACAUGUAGUGUGACACUAGUCAGAGCAUUUUUUUAAAUAUUUCAUUAGCCCUCAGUGGCCAAUUCCAAAAAUGAAUUACAGUUGAACCUCCAUAUAAUAUUUAAAAACGUUAGGGUUUUCCCAGUUAAAGCCUUAGAGUUGGACCCUGUCUUAAACGACCACCUCUUGUAAGCAACUGAUACCACUUUUCGGGGAUGAUGGUUAAAUAACUUUCCUUUGUUUUCAGCGUGCAAAGAAAGUAGUGUCCAAUAGCCCGGGGCAACUAUAACUACACACAUUGCAACUUAGAAAUUGCAUGCAGUGAAUUAUCUUCCAUAAUGAAGAUGUGAUCUGACCUCUUCUCAGACGACACCCCCUGUGGUUUGAUUCUUGUAAGUCAUCAACUGUAAGCGACCACCAAAUCUGUUCAUUUUGGGUGUCCGUGUAAGGGAACUUCGACUUUAAUUUUAAAUAUAGACUGGAAACAUAAAUUUUUGUUCUGAAGUGUUUUGGCUGAAUCACCCAGCCUUCAACAGUUGAUUGUACAUGGUUUUGUAGCUGUCACAAGACCUCAGAGCAGCCAUUUGACGAGAGUAUGGUAUUGUAGAUGUUUGUGUGCUCCAUUAAGAGUUAGGCCCUCAACCAAAAUGUUUCAGGUUACAUUAUAAAAUGGUGGUAGCCUAUAUCCUGCCUUAGAAUUAAACAUCCUAUCUGUCUCACAGUAAACUGAGCAGACACAAAAAGGACUAUGGCAAAUCCAAGAUGGCCUUUAGUAACAAAUGUCUAUAAUUGUACACGAUUAUCUAGUUGGUGAAAAAUUCAUAGUGUGUAUGGAACAGGGUUUGCAAAUUUUAUUGAUGAGUGGAGUCAGUGUGACUUCUGCUUCACAAAUUUUGGAGUCAUGUUCAGCGUGCAAAGAAAGUCCUGUCCCAUAGCCCGGGGCUAGUGGAUUUUGCUAUCGGGCUAGUGAAUUCUGUUUUUAUCUUGCCCGGCGGGCAAGUGAUGUGUUUUGAGGAAUUCAAAUAACAGAAGAACUGUGAAAUCAAUUCUGCUUGUCAAAAAGCUUUUGGGACUAGUUGAAAUGAUGACUGGGCUAGUAAAUGCUAGCUUCAGCUUGCCCGGAAGGCAAGCUGUAAAAAAGAUUUUCUUUGCACCCUGCAUAUUGGAAUAUUUGGGGUUAAGUAUCACAAAAAUGAAAAAAGCCACUUUCAGACUUUCCAGCACAUGGUCCUGGCAUGUAUACACUAUCGUGACGGAUACACAAAGUAGCUGUGGCGGUCCGCUAACCUGGAAAGCUCAAAUCCAUGAUGGCGGUCAUCGAGUAAACUCUUCCUGUUUUGUUGUGCAGUAUUAUUCUUUAAUUUCGAUGAUUUAAUUAAGGUUUACAACAUUUACAAUUAACGUAAAUUGUAUUUGUUACGAAAAAGAUAAGAACAAAACUGUGUUUGUUACCGAAAAUUUCUGGAGUCGAAGUGACUCCCUCUGUAACCUCAAUGGAGUCAUCUGAACAAUUUUGGCGUAAAAUACGCCAAAUUUGGCGUAUUUGUGAACCCUGAUGGAAGCUGUGAUGAAAAAUAAUAUGAUCAAACCUCACACAAUUCGUCAGUGUAGAGAGGUGGCCAUUGUAGAGAGGUUUAAACAAGAGUCAAUGUAUGGACAGUCUGCCAAAAAAAGUGGCUGUUGUGAACAGGUGGCCAUUUUAGACAGGUGGGGGCCAUAAAAUAAUGGAGGUUUGACUGUAUUUGAUGCAAAGCCUACUUUAUCCCUCUAAGCCCCAAUAUCCACAUACAAAUUCUUCAAACUGAUCUCUAUACAUUUCCUUUAAGAAUUAGUUGAGAGAAUUGAUAAAAGAUCAUCAAGGCAUUUUGUCUUUGAUGAUCAUUAAAUUAAUUCUCAUAACCUUAUCUCUUGAUAAUGUAUGGAUAUUGCUAGGAGAAAAUUGAUUUUGGUCAUUAAUGUGACUUAAAGGGUUGAUUCAGGCUUACAUUGUUAAAAACAAAAUUAAAACUGAACAUUCAAGCCAUGCAGUGUUUUGCUUAGUGUUCUUCUGUAGCAACUUUGCACCAAUUUCCCGUCGUACUAAUUUACAAAUAAGUUACAUCCCAUUUUCUUUUUCAUUCAUUCUUUGUUUCAUUUCUUUUCUGUUGUAGGCAUCAUAUGAUGAAAUUAAGGCAGUGAUGAAGAAAGCAUCAGAAGAUCCAGCACUUCAAAAAUACCUUGGAUACACUGAUGAGCAAGUUGUAUCCACUGACUUCAUUAGCAGCACUUAUUCUUCAGUCUUUGAUGCGGCGGCUGGAAUUUCUCUGAAUCCAAAUUUUGUUAAGCUUGUAGCCUGGUAAGCAAAAGCAUGCACCUUAAAAGUCCUUGAAUGUCCUUGAAUUUUCAAAGAAAAAUCCAAGCUAGACCGUGAAAGAGCUUGAAAAUUGCAGUUGGUGCUGGAAAGUCCUUUCAAUUUUGAUAGUAACUUUCCGACCCAGAUUCUCACGUCUUUAAAAGGAACAAACACAGAAAGACCUCCAGGAUAAAAUUGCUCAUGUUGUGAAAGAAUUAAAAAGACUCUAAAAAAGACAUAGUUUCAAGGCUUUUUUUGCACUAAAUGGGGUCCUUGAAAAAUAAAAUGUAAAAUAUGUCAUUGAAAAGUCCUUGAAUUUUUUGCUCAAAACAGUACUUGACUUGAGUUGGGAGCAGUUGUUGUUGGGGGGGAUGGGGUGCUCCUUGCUGUAGGGCUCUGAAAGUAAUGACUCACUUUACUUUAAGUUGUGAUGGAGUCUGAGUCAGAGUUGUAUGUAUACUGAGCUCUCUCGGGAGCUAACAAAUACAGCUGAACUUAAUCUGCUAUGGCAUUGCCAGCAGCAAACACUGUACCACCUCCUUGGUUUUUGAGUGGCGCUCCUACUUUGAAGUUGAAUGUUGAGUUCUGCAGUCUACAACUUUUGAUCCUUAAGAUGAAUGAUUAAUAAUAAGUGCCAUUUACGGUUUAUGAGGGAAGCAUAAAGCAGUUGUUUUUAGGGCAUCUUUGAUUUAACCUUUGAACAAUCCUUUAAUUACUUGAUCUAGUUAGAGGGUAUGAUGAUACUGCAAAAUCCUGAAUGCAUUUUAAAUUAAUUCAUGUGUUAUGAAGUGUUUGUAUUCAUACUGUCUGACCCUCUAUUAGUAAUAACUUGGUUAAAUUAUUCAUAGGCAAGGUCAGCAAAAUCGUUCUCAAAAUUUUCUGUCUUUUUUCCUAGGUAUGAUAAUGAAUAUGGCUACAGCCACCGUGUUGUGGAUCUUAUCAAGUACCUUGCUGCCAAGGAGUGA
Molecule: messenger RNA, 5767 nt
Organism: Porites lobata
Lineage: Eukaryota; Metazoa; Cnidaria; Anthozoa; Scleractinia; Poritidae
Source: the annotation of a GenBank genome assembly